Molecule: messenger RNA, 2892 nt
Organism: Trichechus manatus latirostris (Florida manatee)
Lineage: Eukaryota; Metazoa; Chordata; Mammalia; Sirenia; Trichechidae
Gene: GRM5
Product: glutamate metabotropic receptor 5
Exons: 8
Coding region: 22-2892 (956 amino acids)
Biological process (GO): G protein-coupled glutamate receptor signaling pathway; regulation of synaptic transmission, glutamatergic; trans-synaptic signaling by endocannabinoid, modulating synaptic transmission
Cellular component (GO): postsynaptic density membrane; plasma membrane
Molecular function (GO): G protein-coupled receptor activity involved in regulation of postsynaptic membrane potential; adenylate cyclase inhibiting G protein-coupled glutamate receptor activity
Source: RefSeq, a predicted model, not a curated record
GGCAACUAUGGAGAAAGUGGGAUGGAGGCUUUCAAAGACAUGUCAGCCAAGGAAGGGAUUUGCAUCGCCCACUCUUACAAAAUCUACAGCAAUGCAGGGGAGCAGAGCUUCGACAAGCUGCUGAAGAAGCUCAGAAGCCACUUGCCCAAGGCCCGGGUGGUGGCCUGCUUCUGUGAGGGGAUGACAGUGAGAGGUCUGCUCAUGGCUAUGAGGCGCCUGGGUCUAGUAGGAGAAUUUCUGCUCCUGGGCAGUGAUGGCUGGGCUGACAGGUAUGAUGUGACAGAUGGAUAUCAGCGAGAAGCUGUGGGUGGAAUCACAAUCAAGCUCCAGUCACCGGAUGUCAAGUGGUUUGACGAUUAUUAUCUGAAGCUCCGGCCAGAAACAAACCUCCGAAAUCCUUGGUUUCAAGAAUUUUGGCAGCAUCGUUUUCAGUGCCGGCUGGAAGGGUUUGCACAGGAGAACAGCAAAUACAACAAGACUUGCAAUAGUUCUCUGACUCUGAGAACACAUCAUGUUCAAGAUUCCAAAAUGGGAUUUGUGAUCAACGCAAUCUACUCCAUGGCCUAUGGGCUUCACAACAUGCAGAUGUCCCUCUGCCCAGGCUACGCGGGCCUCUGCGAUGCAAUGAAACCAAUUGAUGGGCGGAAACUUUUGGACUCCUUGAUGAAAACCAAUUUUACUGGUGUUUCUGGAGAUAUGAUCCUAUUUGAUGAGAAUGGAGACUCCCCAGGAAGGUAUGAAAUCAUGAAUUUCAAGGAAAUGGGAAAAGAUUAUUUUGAUUACAUCAAUGUUGGGAGCUGGGACAAUGGAGAAUUAAAAAUGGAUGAUGAUGAAGUCUGGUCCAAGAAAAGCAACAUGAUCAGAUCUGUUUGCAGUGAGCCAUGUGAGAAAGGCCAGAUAAAGAAAACUGAGGUUGAAGAUGGACAUAUCGGUGCUCAUGGUCACACAGUAAGUAGUUGUGAUUUGAUCCCCGUACAGUAUCUUCGCUGGGGUGACCCUGAGCCCAUUGCAGCUGUGGUGUUUGCCUGCCUCGGCCUGCUGGCUACCCUGUUUGUUACUGUAGUCUUCAUCAUUUACCGUGAUACACCAGUAGUCAAGUCCUCCAGCAGAGAACUCUGCUACAUUAUCCUUGCAGGCAUCUGCCUGGGCUACCUAUGUACCUUCUGCCUCAUCGCAAAGCCCAAACAGAUUUAUUGCUACCUUCAGAGAAUUGGCAUUGGUCUCUCCCCAGCCAUGAGCUACUCAGCCCUUGUCACCAAGACCAACCGUAUUGCAAGGAUCCUGGCUGGCAGCAAGAAGAAGAUCUGUACCAAAAAGCCCAGAUUCAUGAGUGCCUGCGCCCAACUGGUGAUUGCUUUCAUUCUCAUAUGCAUCCAGCUGGGCAUCAUUGUCGCUCUCUUUAUAAUGGAGCCUCCUGACAUAAUGCAUGACUACCCAAGCAUCCGGGAAGUCUACCUGAUUUGUAACACCACCAACCUAGGAGUUGUCACUCCUCUUGGAUACAAUGGAUUGUUGAUUUUAAGCUGCACCUUCUAUGCGUUCAAGACCAGAAAUGUUCCAGCUAACUUCAACGAGGCCAAGUAUAUUGCCUUCACAAUGUACACCACCUGCAUUAUAUGGCUAGCCUUUGUACCAAUCUACUUUGGCAGCAACUACAAAAUCAUCACCAUGUGUUUUUCAGUCAGUCUAAGCGCUACAGUGGCUCUAGGCUGCAUGUUUGUGCCGAAGGUAUACAUCAUCCUGGCCAAACCAGAGAGAAACGUGCGCAGCGCCUUCACCACAUCCACCGUGGUGCGCAUGCAUGUGGGGGAUGGCAAGUCAUCCUCAGCGGCCAGCAGAUCCAGCAGCCUAGUCAACCUCUGGAAGAGGAGAGGCUCCUCUGGGGAAACCCUAAGGUACAAAGACAGGAGACUGGCCCAGCACAAGUCGGAAAUAGAGUGUUUCACCCCCAAAGGGAGUAUGGGGAAUGGUGGGAGAGCAACAAUGAGCAGCUCCAAUGGAAAAUCUGUCACAUGGGCCCAGAAUGAGAGAAGCACCCGGGGACAGCACCUGUGGCAAAGGCUGUCUGUUCACAUCAACAAGAAGGAGAACCCCAACCAAACGGCUGUCAUCAAGCCCUUUCCUAAGAGUACCGAGAUCCGCAGCCUGGGCGCGAGCAGCUUGGGCGCAGCCACAGGUACAGGCGGUGCUGGCGGCUCAGGUGCCGGCCCCAGCGGGCCUGAGCCCCCAGAAGCCAGCCCCAAGGCGCUGUAUGAUGUGACGGAGGCCGAAGAGCACUUCCCGGCGCCCGCACGGCCGCGCUCGCCGUCGCCUAUCAGCACGCUGAGCCACCGCGCUGGGUCGGUCAGCCGUACAGACGACGAUGUGCCCUCACUGCAUUCGGAGCCCGCGGCGCGCAGCAGCUCCUCGCAGGGCUCGCUCAUGGAGCAGAUCAGCAGUGUGGUGACCCGCUUCACGGCCAACAUCAGCGAGCUCAACUCCAUGAUGCUGUCCACCACAGCUCCCAGCCCCGGCGUGGGCACCCCACUCUGCUCCACCUACCUGAUCCCCAAAGAGAUCCAGCUGCCCACGACCAUGACCACGUUCGCCGAAAUCCAGCCUCUGCCCGCCAUUGAGGUCACGGGUGGUGCGCAGCCUGCGGUGGGGGCCCCGCCGGCCGGGGGCGCUGCCCGGGAGACCCCUGCGGCCGGGCCCGAGGCUGCUGCGGCUGGCAAGCCGGACUUGGAGGAGUUGGUGGCUCUUACCCCGCCAUCCCCCUUCAGAGACUCGGUGGACUCGGGGAGUACAACCCCCAACUCGCCCGUGUCCGAGUCGGCCCUCUGUAUCCCCUCAUCUCCCAAAUAUGACACACUUAUCAUAAGAGAUUACACUCAAAGCUCCUCAUCCUUGUGA